GACAUCAUGGCGACGUCCAUAUGGAUGGGUGGUAGGUAAACAGAAGGCGCUCUCUUCUGCACGAACCAGGUGUCACCCGGUGGUUAAAGCAAACAAAAAAAGUUUUUUCUCAUAUAUGCAUCAUUUAAACCCGAUAAAUUGACGUCCAAGCAAACUAUUCGUUUCGUUAAUCGAAAAGGCACAAAUCAAAAGCUAGCUGGCAUAGCACAAUGUCAGGCGCGAACGUAUGGACGCGAAGUCGGGAGAGAAUGAAACGAUUACCGGAGCUGUUUGCCCAGUGUGGCCCAGAGGCAACAGCUUACGGGAAAUGCGUGACUGCAACCACCUCAAGUAAAGAGGAGCUGAGAAAGGACCUUUGCAUAAGAGAAUUUGAGGCACUGAAAACUUGUAUACUUUCUGCGGCUAAGAAGACUGUGAAGUAGCUACCUGCUAAAGCCAGUGUCCCCUAUUGUAAGAAGAGCGCCUCCCACUGGAUGUCAGUGUCAUGGCAUCGGAUCAGCUGUCACUGCUGCACGCGACGCACCGACAUUCCUGAAAAGGACAGUAUAGGCAGUAAUCUCAGCUUUCAUAUGAGGCGACAUUUCUGUACAGGUGUAAAGUGUAAAUAUAAUGUACUGUGUGGGUGUAAGAUUGUUCCGGUUGUAAAGCGAAAGCACUCCCAAGACGUGCAUUUGAAAUGGUUGGCCAAAUGAAAUAAAUUGUAGUUUACGCCUGAA
Molecule: messenger RNA, 716 nt
Organism: Paramormyrops kingsleyae
Lineage: Eukaryota; Metazoa; Chordata; Actinopteri; Osteoglossiformes; Mormyridae
Gene: ndufaf8
Product: NADH:ubiquinone oxidoreductase complex assembly factor 8
Biological process (GO): mitochondrial respiratory chain complex I assembly
Cellular component (GO): mitochondrion
Source: RefSeq, a predicted model, not a curated record